AUGACACUGUCCUAUUCCCGCUGUCAGAAGACAGAGUGUAUAUCCCUCCAGGUGUGUGUGGUGAUGCUGCUGGGCCUAUUGGGCUUCUUCGUGCUUGCAGCUGGAGGCUGGUACCCCAAAACCCUGCCAUGUGACUUCACCCUGGACCCCGUGGUCAACGUGGACUGCACUGAGAGAGCUCCUGGAGAUCCCAAAGGACAUUCCCAGAAACACCACCAACCUAACCCUCACCAUCAACCACAUCCCUUACAUCAACUCCACUUCCUUCCAGGGCCUGGAGAACAUCAAGGAGAUUGAGAUGUGCUGCAACUUUGUGCCUAUCAAGAUCGGCCCCAAGGACCACAUGUGCACGGAGAAUGUGACCAUCAAGAACAACUCCUUCAAAGACCUGAGGAAUCUGAAGGCUCUGUAUCUAGAUGGGAAUCAGGUCUCCAGCAUCCCAAAGUGUCUCCCUCUGAACCUCAUUCUGCUCAGUCUAGAGGUGAAUCCAAUAUAUAUCAUUCUGAAAAAAGAACCUCUCUGACAUCACUAAUGUACAGAUUCUUUAUUUGGGUCAAAAUUGUUACUAUCGUAACUCAUGUAAUGUUUCCUAUCAAAUUAAGGAGGGUGCAUUUCUACAGCUUGGUAACAUGACUCUGCUAUCCCUCAAGUCAAAUAACCUAUCCUACAUUCCCCAAAAAUUACCAACAAGUCUCAGAGAGUUGCAUCUCUAUAACAACAAGAUUUUCAUAACUUAACCCAAUUGGAGAUUGUUGACCUAAUCAGAAACUGCCCACGCUUUUACAAUGCGCCAUUUCCUUAUGUUCCAUGCCCUCACGAUUCACAACUUCAGAUGAAUGAAAAUGCAUUUAAAACGUUGACCAAACUGAGGAUACUACGUCUGCAGUAGUAACUCCCUCACCUAUGUACUUAUGGAGUGGUUUCAGAACUGUACAGAGCUGCAAGUACUCAACAACUUUUUAGCUAGAUAGAUAGUAAAUGCUAACUUCCCACGAGCUCUAACCAUCCUCAAAUAAUUGGUCCUGUCUUUUAACUUCGAGCUGCAGAGGUACCCAGCUACUAGUCUGAACCUGAAUCAUCAUUCUCUUUCCUGAAAUCCCUGAAAGUACUCCACCUCAGCGACUUUGUCUUUCAACAACUGACCCAUGAAGACAUCAGACCACUGAUUCCUCUAAAGAACCUCGAGGUCAUUGACCUGGGCACCAACUUCAUCAAAAUGACCAACCUCAGCAUUCUAAUGGAGCUCAAAAGCUUCCAAAUGAUCAAUUUUAUCUGA
This is a messenger RNA of Coregonus sp. 'balchen', 1276 nucleotides long. Lineage: Eukaryota; Metazoa; Chordata; Actinopteri; Salmoniformes; Salmonidae. The record is from the annotation of a GenBank genome assembly.